CAUUGGACUCCGUAAAUUCGACUGAUACUCCUGUUUCGUCCAAACCGUCGCCUUCGUGGUCGAACCCCUCGCGAUUCAGUCGCAAUUGGAGUUAGCUUGGAAGGCAACGACGGGAUUGCGGCGUACAGAGACCAACGAAACUCCGUCUUUCUGCUUCUUCCGCUCCGCUCCCUCCCGAAACCAUUGAGGAAGUUGUUGAACCAUUAAGAAGGAUGCAAAUGUUUUGGAGAAGUUGUCGUGGAUUUGGAAAUCAUCUGGCUAACCAUAAAGUUGCUCAUUCAACAGCUUCGGAGAUCUUAUUGAAUACCAAAAUGUCAGCACUGAAUCUAAACCUUACUAUGUCUGAAGGAGUAGCAAUUUACAAAAGAAAUCAUUCUUUUGCGUUUCUUCCGAAGAAUUUCUCAGUCACAGAAGGCAAGUUGCAUAGGCGUGAGUUACAGCAGUCUAAUUACACAAUAAACCAUCUUGGCGUUUGCAAAAAUACUUCAUUAAGACCCAUGACAACACUUGGCUCCUCUGAUCCACCACUUGAUUUGGAGCGGCCCCAGCGAAUCAAAUUUAAGAGACUUGAUAAAACAGCAAAGCAUAUAAUGAAUAUAUUAGAUAAGGAAGCUGUGGAGAAAGUAAAGGCUGAGAGAGAGAUUCUGGAAAUAAAACCUGGUUAUAUUGUGCAGUUGAAAGUGGAGGUGCCUGAGAACAAACGCCGUGUUUCGAUAUUAAAAGGUAUUGUAAUAGCGAGACGGAAUGCUGGUCUGAAUAGUACAUUUAGAUUGCGUAGAUUGGUGGCUGGAGUUGGGGUUGAAUCUGUUUUUCCAUUGUAAGUUAAAAAUUUUUA
Molecule: messenger RNA, 835 nt
Organism: Phalaenopsis equestris
Lineage: Eukaryota; Viridiplantae; Streptophyta; Magnoliopsida; Asparagales; Orchidaceae
Product: 50S ribosomal protein L19, chloroplastic-like
Exons: 5
Coding region: 213-821 (202 amino acids)
Biological process (GO): translation
Cellular component (GO): ribosome
Molecular function (GO): structural constituent of ribosome
Source: RefSeq, a predicted model, not a curated record